AUGAUUGAAGUGAAAGUUAUUCGCGGCAAAUGCGUUAAGGCGUUAAGGAGAGGACGUGAAUUCGGCUCUACGGCGCGGCAGAGGCGGCCCAGUUGGCCGAGCGAGCUGAGGGACGUGGUUGGUACCCGCUCUCGUUGCAACUCCAUUAUUAACGGCGAUAAUACGGCGAUCGGUGAGCAGCGGGUCGCGCCGGAUUCGAACGCGGGCCGCGACAGCUUUCACUGCCCCUCACAUAGGCCACGCGAAGCAGAGGUCCCAUUC
This is a messenger RNA of Iphiclides podalirius (scarce swallowtail), 261 nucleotides long. The record is from the annotation of a GenBank genome assembly. Lineage: Eukaryota; Metazoa; Arthropoda; Insecta; Lepidoptera; Papilionidae.